Messenger RNA from Oryctolagus cuniculus (rabbit), 2927 nucleotides. RefSeq names its product homeobox and leucine zipper encoding (gene HOMEZ). Gene Ontology annotation, molecular function: DNA-binding transcription factor activity, RNA polymerase II-specific; DNA binding. The record is from RefSeq and is a predicted model, not a curated record. Gene Ontology annotation, cellular component: nucleus. Gene Ontology annotation, biological process: regulation of transcription by RNA polymerase II. NCBI's taxonomy places the organism in Eukaryota, Metazoa, Chordata, Mammalia, Lagomorpha, Leporidae.
UGGGCUAGACGGGCGCGCUCUCAGGGGCGGGGGGCAUGCCGUCCGGGUCCCGGCCGUCCGCGCGGGUGGGCUCGGAGCAGGCCGCACCGGGCAGCUACCCCACUCCCACCCGGAGCCCCCCUGCCCUCUUUCCCCCCUUACCCCCGGCCCAUGGUGCGAGGCUGGGAGCCGCCGCCCGGGCCGGACCUCGCUUUCUCUGAAGGGCAUACAUCAGAAAGCACCAUGCCUCCUAAUAAGGAGGCCAGCAGUCUUAACGGCUCACCGGCGGGUCUCAUCUGCCUCCCUCCGAUCUCUGAGGAGCUACAGCUCGUAUGGACCCAAGCAGCCCAGACCAGUGAGCUGGACAGCAAUGAACACCUGCUGCAAACCUUCAGCUACUUUCCCUACCCCAGUCUAGCAGACAUUGCCCUUCUCUGCCUACGUUACGGGCUGCAGAUGGAGAAGGUCAAGACCUGGUUCAUGGCCCAGCGCCUGCGCUGUGGCAUUAGCUGGUCCUCUGAAGAAAUAGAAGAGACUCGGGCCCGCGUGGUCUAUCACCGGGACCAACUUCAUUUCAAAUCCCUUCUCUCUUUCACUCAUCACGCAGGGCGGCCCCCAGAGGAGGUGCCUCCUUCUCCAAUGCCACACCCGGAACAAGUCGGUCUUGGAAUAGGUCCUCUGACUCCCAGCGCGCCCACUCAGGUGAAAGGACUGAAGGUCGAGCCUGAGGAGUCCUCUCAGAUACCACCAUUGCCACUAAGUCACCAGAAAGCAAAGGAGCCCUUGCUGACACCUGCCAGUGGAGCAUUCCCCCAUCAAUCUGAUUUUUGGCAGGAUCUUCAAAGCAGUAGCCUCUGUAAGGAGCAGGCAGGUGGGGGUCCUGAGCAGUCACGUGCUGUAGGCACUGCUUCCUGGAACCACUCCACAGGUGUCCACCAGCCGCGUGCUAGAGAUAAGCCCCCACCGGUCUCAUUACUCGCCAGUAGUUGUAAGGAGGAGUCAGCAUCUAGUGUGACUCCUCCUCCUUCCUCUACCUCUUCUUCCUCUUACCAGGUACUGGCUAAUGGAGCCACUGCCACCUCUAAACGCUUGCAGCCACUGGGCUGUGUCCCACAGUCACUGUCACCCAGUGAACAGGCACUACCCCCACAUCUGGAGGCAGCCUGGCCCCAAGGGCUAAGGCAUAACUCAGUACCAGGUAGGGUUGGCCCCAUGGAGUAUCUCUCCCCAGAUAUGCAACGCCAGCGAAAGACUAAACGCAAAACCAAAGAGCAGCUGGCUAUCCUCAAAUCCUUUUUUUUACAGUGCCAAUGGGCACGACGUGAGGAUUACCAUAAAUUAGAACAGAUCACUGGUUUACCUCGUCCUGAGAUCAUUCAGUGGUUUGGUGACACACGCUAUGCCUUGAAGCAUGGGCAACUAAAAUGGUUUCGGGACAAUGCAGUACCUGGUGCCCCUAGUUUCCAAGACCCGGCCAAUCCUACACCACCACCAUCGACCCGCUCUUUGAAUGAAUGGGCUGAGACACCACCUCUGCCGAUCCCCCCACCCCCACCGGAUAUCCGACCCCUGGAGAGAUACUGGGCAGCCCACCAACAGCUGCGGGAAAGUGAUAUCCCUCAACUGAGUCAGGCAUCAAGGCUUAGCACCCAGCAGGUUCGGGACUGGUUUGACUCUCGAUUACCUGAGCCAGCUGAGGUUGUAGUUUGUCUAGAUGAAGACGAAGAGGAAGAGGAGGAAGAAUUGCCAGAAGAUGGGGAGGAAGAGGAGGAGGAGGAAGAUGAGGAGGACAACGAUGACGAUGAUGAUGUGAUCAUACAGGACUGAUGGGGGGGAGGGUGGGGCUGGAGAUUGGAGAUGAACCAAUUUAGUAACUGUUUAAACAAAGAAACCACCUCUUUUUAAUUACUUUGUGGCAAAGAACUGAAAAGCUCUCUGUUCUUCAGGGUGGGUGAGGGGCAUAGAGUGAGGGUGGGCCAGGGAGGAUGACCAGAGGACACAAAGGAAACCCAGGCCUCCAGCCUCACGGUAAAGACUACUAAGGAUCUGGCCAAAUGAUGGGCUGGGAGCCGGCUCCUGCUUUCCUGUAUCUGCUGGUUUUUCCCUCAGUAUACUAGAGGCCUGACCUUGGCCCCGCAUCAGCAGGAGGGCUGCAAAGGAGGAGCAAGCAAUCCUGACACAGUUGGUUCCAGGGCAUCCCCAACCCCACCAUUUCCCCUAGAGUUCAAGGCUGCCUUGCAUCCUGCUUUUCUCUCAGAGUACAAGUCCAUGCGACAUACAGCUAAGAGUCUCAACAUGUCCCAGUCUCAUCACAAAUAACUCCUCUUCCUCAUACCCACCUGACGUUACCUUUCACCUGCCUCAUCGGUGAAAUCACACAGGCAGCAGAAUGUUCUCAUUUCCAACACUGGGACCACUUUGCCUUGUACUUUUUAUCUCUUUCCAAAAUCCCCUCUCUGUUCUCUGUUUGUCUCAGGGUAAAUCUUCCCCCACAGAGUUUGUGGAAAAGUUUAAUAACGGUGGAGAAUACUUUUGACUGGAUAUUUAUUGAGGUGGGAGUUAGGAGAGAUGUCCUUUUAAAACAGAAUUAUAAGGUUGGAGGAGGGAUGGUUUUUUCUAGUCAAAGGGUGUUCCAUGGAAGUAGGUUCCAGGUUUGGUUUUACAAACCUGACACUACCUCCUGUCCAGCUUGACAGAGACUGGAUUUUCAUCUUUUUGCUAUUGGGUCAGUUUUUGUCCAGAAAAGAGGCUUUUCCUUCUCUCUAAAGGAUCUGAAUUGGAGACAAAGGGACCAUUGUUUCUCAUGGAAUUUAUUAUCGAUGUUUUAGAAUGGUUUUCAUUGGUUGGGUUCACAUAUAAAGCAAAUAGAUAACCAUCUAAAAAUAAGAUUGGAAGCCUCUGAUUGCUAGAAUAAUAAAAAGGCCAAAAAUAAAACUGUUUCUCUCUUC